AUGCACCAGGUAUGUUUUUACAAUCCAAUACAGAAAAGUGAAACACUUUUAAGUGAAAAUAAUAAAAGUUGUCUCCAUACAUUCGAUGACUCAUUGCAAAUAGUCAUCGACGUGAUCUUUGGUAAUGUAGAAAAACUAUUUUUAGAUCCAACGCAACCAAUCAUCCCUAUCCCAACCCAUACUAUUGCCGCACCUCUACCAGUCAUAACUGCUACUCAAACUACAAAUCAAUCGACUACUCUCCUUGUGACACCGGCGUGGUAUGAGCCGAUCAAAUUACCCGCUGUGAACAAAAUACGGUUGCCUGUCCAUUACAACAAAGAUUCCCCGGCUGAUGUUCGCACGUUUGAAUGUCUAUCCACUUACCGGUCGAUGAAAAAUAAAGAUCAGCCGAUCGAUUUUGUUGCACAGCCGUUUACUUCCGCCACUAAUAACACUGAGACACUCAUAGUUGUGCUUAAUGAACUUGCUCAACAACUCGGCGCCCGUCUCACUUUUACCGAAAAGGCCUUUCAAUACGAUGACAGUGACUAUCGCACGGCAUGUGGCGUUGGCAACCUUGGCAGUAUUCAUUCGAUGAUUGCAGCAGGAGAAAAUGUACAAACAGCUAAAUGUAAAUUACAUUUGAAACUUAACUAUGAAGACGUUACCUCAUCGGCUCAAACGUUGCGAGAUUUCACUAUCGCAUUUAUCAAUGAUAUCUCUGCUAUUGUCGGAUGUAAGAAAGAAUUCAUUCGAGUGUUUUCCAUCAGUCACGCAUCUUCACUCUACAUUGAAUUUGGUAUAACAACGACAGAACUUGAAGAAACAAAAAAGUUAGCUGAACAACUAAAACACAUAUUGAACCACCUACCAACCCAGAAACGUCAGGACAUUCUUCAAUAUUUGAUUCAAGAACCUUAUGACUAUCACUGGAAAGCAGCACUCAGUUUUUUGCAAUUGCAGGAAUUUGAUCUUGAUCCUCGAUACAAUCGCGAUUACCCUCACCCUCAAGAAGAAAAGCGAGGCGGACGACCGUACUAUUUUCCACAAGGAUGGUAUCGUCAUGCGCUGAAAGUAGAUAAUAAAUAUACAAAUGAUCAGGUAUGGCUGGGCAUGAAUAACUCACCGGGUGAGUGGAUCGUCGCGUAUCAUGGAACAAAAUCGGGUGUAGUAAGGAGCAUCGUGAAUGCGGGCUUAAAGCAUGAAUUCGUCACUGCUGAUGCUUGUAAACCUGAUGCGAAGCUUCAACGGCCUUCCAUCCCCGAUGUCAAAGGGUUGUAUGUGGCAACACAUUGCGAGAAUGGAGCUUCAAUUUAUACUGGUGACGGCUUCAAAAUCCGAGACUCAUCUGGAACUGUUAGAACCUACCGCAUUGUAUUUCAAUGUCGAGUUGAGAAUGAUAAAUUUACAGAGCAUAAUGGGCCGGUUAGAGUUGGACUUGCACUACGAGUGUUUGAUGAAAAAGCAAUCCGACCCUAUGGUCUACUGUUGAAAGAACUAAAAAUGGAUGGUGCUGAAUUAGUUAUAUUAUGUGGUAAAAUAGAUGCGAUCAAAGAUUGUGAACUUAAUGAUGUCAAUAUUCGAACAUUUGUCGAUCAAGCGGAGACAUUCGCGAAUGAAAAUAAUAUAUGUUUAUCUCACACAUCAGCAUUAACUGGUAAAAAUAUCCAUACAGUGUUCAAUCAAAUGAUACUAUGUAUACUGAGUAAUCACAUUCUUUUGCAAACAAUAACAGAGCGCGCCAAGGAUGCCACAGAAACACUGGUGAUCGCAUUAGCAGUCAUUAACAAAGAAUAUCCAAAACUGCAUAAGCAGUGCAGGAAACCAGAUCCAUAG
Didymodactylos carnosus is the source of this 1818-nucleotide messenger RNA. The record is from the annotation of a GenBank genome assembly. Lineage: Eukaryota; Metazoa; Rotifera; Eurotatoria; Philodinida; Philodinidae.